AUGGUGCAAUUAAGAAAACAAAAUCCCAUCUUAUCCAUUGUAAAUGGACUAAUUAUUGAUUUACCGGCCCCCGCCAAUCUUAGUUAUAUGUGGAACUUCGGUUCUUUAUUGGGGGUGUGUUUAGUUAUACAAAUUGCUACAGGAAUAUUUUUGGCAAUGCAUUAUUGCGCGGAUGUAAGCUUAGCUUUCGCUUCAGUGGACCAUAUUAUGCGUGAUGUUAAUUAUGGAUUUUUAUUAAGAUACUUUCACGCCAAUGGGGCCUCUAUGUUUUUUUUAUGUCUUUAUGUUCAUAUUGGUCGAGGGUUAUACUAUGGAAGUUAUUCUAGAGUUGAAGUUUGGAACGUUGGUGUUGUUUUAUUAAUAUUGACAAUGGCAACGGCUUUCAUUGGAUAUGUUUUACCUUGGGGGCAAAUGUCCUUUUGGGGCGCGACAGUUAUUACUAACUUACUAUCUGCCAUUCCCUAUGUGGGCACAGAUAUUGUUCAAUGGGUGUGGGGAGGAUUUAGUGUGUCUAAUGCUACACUUAAUCGCUUUUUCAGCCUUCAUUACUUAUUUCCUUUCCUUUUAGCGGCUUUAGUGGCCGUUCAUUUAAUUUGUUUACAUGUUGAUGGCUCUAAUAACCCUAUUGGGGUAAGAUCGGACCUUGAUAAAGUGUCCUUCCAUGUUUAUUACACAUCAAAAGAUUGGUAUGGCAUAGUGGCGUUCGCAGUGUUUUUUUGUUCUCUUGUGUACCUGGCCCCUAAUUUAUUAGGAGAUCCUGAGAAUUUUAUUCAAGCUAAUCCCUUGGUAACUCCAGUGCACAUUCAACCAGAGUGAUAUUUUUUAUUUGCCUACGCUAUAUUACGUUCUAUUCCUAAUAAAUUGGGAGGGGUAGUAGCUAUGUUUGCUAGCCUUUUAGUAUUAUUUUUACUCCCCUGGCUUCACAGUAGUCGAUUUAGAGGAUUAACCUUCCGGCCGUUAGGUCGAAUUGCCUUUUGGUUUUUAAUUGCAGAUUUCUUGUUGCUUACUUGGAUAGGGUCUCAGCCUGUUGAAGAGCCCUUUAUUCUGGUGGGACAAUUGGCCUCUGUUUUUUAUUUCUCUUACUUUUUAAUAUUAACCCCCUUAAUAGGAUAUAUUGAAAACCGCCUGCUAUUCCCAAAGGGGGAGUGGUAG
Messenger RNA from Actinia tenebrosa (Australian red waratah sea anemone), 1152 nucleotides. NCBI's taxonomy places the organism in Eukaryota, Metazoa, Cnidaria, Anthozoa, Actiniaria, Actiniidae. The record is from the annotation of a RefSeq genome assembly.